This is a messenger RNA of Trypanosoma grayi, 1410 nucleotides long. RefSeq names its product mitochondrial guide RNA binding complex subunit 1. The coding region runs from base 1 to 1410 and encodes 469 amino acids. NCBI's taxonomy places the organism in Eukaryota, Euglenozoa, Kinetoplastea, Trypanosomatida, Trypanosomatidae. The record is from RefSeq and is a predicted model, not a curated record. The transcript has a single exon.
AUGCUUCGGCUGCUGAGGCAUUCCGUCAUCGGGCCUUCCUCCGUGUUGGCACUUAGCCGUCACCACCAGAGCGGUGCGCAGCAGUCAGCGGCGAACAUGCGGGACCAGCAAUCCGUCAAAACUGAGACCGUGCCACCUGAGAAGGUGUGGGCGCUCUGGAAUGAGGGAAACCUCUUUUCCCUUUCGCUGGUCCAGCUACAGGGGUUCCUCGCCCGCUCCGGUCUAAAGACUGAUCCGUCCGCCAAAAAGUCAGCGGUGGUGCGGCAGGUGGAGGAGUAUCUUCAUUCGAAGGAUGUUGCAGCUAAAGGUGGGGCACAAGUGUCACCAUCGCAGCAACAGCAGCAACAUGGGGGCUAUGGGCGCUGGAACCAAUCAACAGUAAUGCAGCCCGAAACGCUUCUGGACCUCGCUCAGGCUGGAUUUUAUGAGGGAUCUGCUAACAUGGCACCGAAAGCAUUUCAGCUACUUGUUAGCAACACAGCUGCGGAUGUGGUGAUUUCACGUGUGAAUACCACCGCCUUUCCUGGGUUUCCUGCGAACACAGAGUGCUACACGUUGUCUGCGUCAGAAAAAGAUGUUGCCAUUCGUUCCCGGUACAGUAAGGUCCUUCAGUGGUGCUGCUUAAACAUGAGCAACCUGCAGAUGGACGGUGAACUGUUUGUGGACUUUGGCAAGUUAUUGCUUCAGCCAACGGUCAUGCGGAAGAAUCGUAGUAUUGUCUCAUCAUUCACACUUCAGCAACGGAUGCAGCUGAACUAUCCGUACACAUGGGUGUCGACACUUCCAGAAUCCUGCGUUAAUGCAAUUCAAGAACAAUUGUUGAAGCCUGAGGGAUUCGUGCCUCUAAGCAAAGGGGCACAGCUCACAUACAGUGGAUCCAUAAAGCGGGCCAAAGAUCAAAUCAAUCUCGAGCUUGACAGCAAGGGUAAGGUUCUUUCCGUGAAUAGCGGUUGGGUCAAUGUGCAGACCGCGUGGUGUACGCACGCCUGUGGACCAGACGUCCGUCUUCUGUUGCGCUCGCGGCCCCCGAUGCGGCGGCAGGAGGUGGAGAUGUACGCUGCGAUGCCUAUUAUUCAACUUUCCGAGGACGACGUCUCAGAUGUCCUUCCCGCGGAGCAUGGGCAGCUGGUGUACCUCUCCGAGGACGAGACGCGCCUCUUUGAGAAGGUGACGGAUAAGGGCGUGAAACUGACAGUGAAGGAGGUUAAGCGACAGCCGCUGAUUGUCCUUCGCGAUGAGGAGGAGGACCCACGAUUAGAGUACAGUCUGUCGGUGGCGGUCCCGGCCAAUGCAGGGAGGGUGAUGGACGUGCGUGCUGUGGGGCUCGCCGCCUUUGAGCUGGCGGGCCAAUUGGCGUCGCUCGUGACGGAGGACUUUGUGAAGGCUUACGGCUGCGAGGCGAAGUUGUGA